CCAUUCUUCCAUUCCCGUCCCCAAACAAACACUUUUCCUUCCUCAUUUCCCCUCACUUAAUUUCCUUCACUUUCAAUGGCGGAAGAAUUCCAAGAGUCCGAUGUUGUUUUCUCCGAUCAAAAACAUCACCGUCAUAACACGCGUAAGGAGGAUGUUACCGGAUACUUCGAUUACCGAGAAAUGCGGGGCGGAAGGAAUAAUGAUAAUGAUAAUAGAAUCGAGAAGUGCGGGAAAAAGGAGAAGAAGAUGGUGAUGUCGAGUUCGCUUCCGGUUAAUAUACCGAGGGACGGGGUUUUUCAUUACGCGGCGGCGGAUGCGGAUGAUUUCGAGGAGGAGUGUAACGGCGGUGAAGAAGGCGGGAUAGUGCCGCCGCACGUGAUACUCGGGAGGAGAAUCGCCGGGAAAAUGGCUUUCUCGGUGUGCACGGGAAACGGGCGGACGCUUAAAGGAAGGGAUUUAAGCCAAGUCAGGAACAGGAUUCUUAGGAUGACCGGAUUUUUGGAAACGUAAUUCGUUUCUUCAUAAUUUCUUCAUUUUUUUUAUAUAUAUUUUGAAUAUUAUAAAGGGAAUUGAGAGAAAAAUAAUUUCCUUUAUUAUUGUAUGCCUCUUGAAAUUCCAAUUUCAUUGUUAUUGAGAAAAAAAUAUUGGAAUUAAUUAGAUCUGAAAAUACUGUAAUUGAUUUUCUGAGACGGGUUUUUUUAAAGAGAGAACUUGGAGCAGAGGUGGUGUGAUGAAAAUGUGAAACUGUUUGGCUUUUGGAUAAGGUUAAUGGAUUUCUAAGAAGUUGAGAUCACAAUAUAUACUUUGUUUAUUAUAUGUUUGGAUCACAAUGUAUACUUUGUUUAUUAUGAGUAAUAUACAUUUUAAGUUUUU
Messenger RNA from Rubroshorea leprosula, 873 nucleotides. The record is from the annotation of a GenBank genome assembly. Lineage: Eukaryota; Viridiplantae; Streptophyta; Magnoliopsida; Malvales; Dipterocarpaceae.